Messenger RNA from Aspergillus piperis CBS 112811, 384 nucleotides. RefSeq lists its product as uncharacterized. The transcript has 2 exons. Lineage: Eukaryota; Fungi; Ascomycota; Eurotiomycetes; Eurotiales; Aspergillaceae. The record is from RefSeq and is a predicted model, not a curated record. Bases 1 to 384 code for a protein of 127 amino acids.
AUGGGCUAUCAGCUCGAAUUCAAACGGAAUCACGCCCUCUCCUCCAAUGAAGAGCCGUAUGAGACGGUCUUACUUGGACAUGUCGACUCUCAACAUAUUGCGGACUCCUUAAAAGAGAGUAGUAGUAUGUAUGUAGACCAUACUCCGAGGAGUGAUCUUGAAAUCGCAGCCAGUCAGAUACCGGCCCCUCGUGUUAGUGAGAAUUUCAUGGCACCUGUGAAUGAUACUACCAACAAGAGAUGUCAAGAGUGGACUAUGGAAUUUGUUCGUCAUCUGGUUGCUCGGGGUCUACUUGAGGAAGAAGCCGUUCAGAUUGUCCAGUCGAAACGCGAUUCGCCAGCCCAUGGAAUCGCUUUGCAGCCUGCUGGUCGACGAGUAGUUUGA